AAUACUAAUCACUGACAGAAACUGAUCACUAAUUGUUCGAUUUGUUCGUUUUGCUGUUCUUCCAAUGAAAAUGGCUUUACUGCAAAAAGCUAUUCUUAACAACCCAAAAACUGUACAAAAAACGAUUGGAAUAUUUUAUAAUGUCUCAAGAAACCACUGGAACUAUCAAUACAAACCUGGUCCAUACCCCAAGACAAAUGAGGAGCGCGCUGCUGCAGCAAAAAAGUAUGGGCUGACUAUAGAGGAGUACACACCAUAUCCUGAAUCAAUGGGCUAUGGUGAUUACCCGAAACUCCCUGACAUCGGUGCCGAUUCCAAGGAUCCACACUACCCUUGGGAUAUGCCUGAAUUGAAGAGGAACUUUAAUGAACCAGUUCAUGCAUUAGCUGAACUUUAUGGUGAAGACCGUUAUGACAUCAGUAUGAGACCAAGAUUUCCAGUUUGGUACCAAGCAUGUUUUUUGUUUGCGGUCCUUGGUGGGUCUUUUGCCCUCUAUUACUACUUAGAGGAUUUUAAAAUGGGAAGACCAGUUCUGGUGAAGCAAUAUCCUAAAGAUGGACCUCAUUAUAUGUUUGAAUGCGAAUGAAAAUCUUAAAUUAAUUGUUUAUUUAACUGCACAUUUUUAAGUAGCUUCAGUAAAUAAAAUUCUGGAU
Hyposmocoma kahamanoa is the source of this 653-nucleotide messenger RNA. RefSeq names its product NADH dehydrogenase [ubiquinone] 1 beta subcomplex subunit 8, mitochondrial (gene ND-ASHI). Bases 65 to 586 code for a protein of 173 amino acids. Lineage: Eukaryota; Metazoa; Arthropoda; Insecta; Lepidoptera; Cosmopterigidae. Gene Ontology annotation, cellular component: mitochondrion. The record is from RefSeq and is a predicted model, not a curated record. The transcript is spliced from 3 exons.